AUGCUCAGAUGUCUAGAGCAAAACAACGUUGGGUGUCUAGACACCUACAUAGCACAUCGAACAUCGUCCUACAAUGACGGAGAUGCGCAAGAGAAAUGUCCACGAGUGGUUGGUCGCAAAAAAAUGGUGAACGACAGCGCCUUCUGCUGGCGUCCGGGACACAGGUUCCGGCGAAAAACAUGCAAAUCGUCAACUCGAUACCGCGUCAAGAGCUGCGACAAGCUGAGACCUUUCGCUAGGUGUGCUUGCCCAUCAAGACUCGCACGCUGCCUGCACACGUUCGCGCCGUUUCCGCAACUCCUUGAAAUAUCGAGCCUUUCCUCUGCAGUGGUGGAUCAGUUUAUGCGAAAAAAAGUAGCAGAUGGAGAGAUUUCACUUUCACCACCGCCCAAUUGUCUCUUCCGACGAGCGAUAUCUUCCCUGGCUGCUCCUCUCUAUACCGCUUCAGGAUGGUCCGCCCCCUACCCGAAUAUAAGGUAA
Molecule: messenger RNA, 480 nt
Organism: Toxoplasma gondii ME49
Lineage: Eukaryota; Apicomplexa; Conoidasida; Eucoccidiorida; Sarcocystidae
Exons: 1
Coding region: 1-480 (159 amino acids)
Source: RefSeq, a predicted model, not a curated record